AUGUUGGUCUCCGAAUCUCUACCACCCAAUGUCCGCAGACAAAGAACAAAAACAGGUUGCAUCUCAUGCAGAGAAGCGCGGAAGAAAUGUUGCGAGCGCAAGCCCGAGUGCACACGCUGCUCCCUCAAGGGAUUGACUUGCACAUAUGAAGUUGUGGAGCCAAAGCGGUCGAGGACUACCAAGAGGGCGUCACCAGCAUCGAAGAAGGCUCGGAACAUUUUCGUGGGAAGAGAACUCAAGCCAGAGGAGGGGUUCAUCCACACUUUUGCUGUCACGAAACCAACUCCCAGCCGUCCACCUGAAGAGACCAUUGACCUCACGGUCUCUCCGCAGCUGGACUUAAACUUCUGCAACAUGGAGUUGGACGAGUCAAUGGAGUUGUUCGACACUUUGGGAAACAGCAGCGAGUCAGAAGUUUGUUCAGUCCUCACCAACAGCAUCUUCGACGAUUCAGUAUCAGCCCGAUCCGGCUCCGUCGACCCCAUGUCAUUGUCACUUGAGCUACCCUUCCCAAUGUUCUCCGACCUGACAACAGACUCGCAAAGUCGAAAGCUCUUGCAUCACUUUUGCAGCACCCUGUCACCGCUCAUCGUCUUUGUUGAACAACCGCACAACUCUUUUCAGGACCUCAUCCUACCCCUUGCCUACGACAACUCACCUGUCUUCUAUGCGAUCUGUGCUUUUGCCUGUGGUCACUUGGAGCAUACUGGCGUCUAUGAGUCUAGACACUCGUCCGAGUACAGAGCUUUGGCGGCGAAGGGUGCUUUCGAGUUGGUGCAGUGGAAGUGCCAGCAUAAAGAGGUUCUCGCAACCGUUAUGCUGUUGGCAUAUUAUGAGGCACUCACGUCGUCUAAUACCCCUGACAUGUUCGUCGGACACUUGAAAGCAGCGUUUCUGGUCAUCAGCUCCAUCCCCGAGUCCGAACGAAGUACUGCAGUCUGUUUUCUGGAGAAGGCCUUUCACUACUAUGACGUGAUCUCGUCCUUAUCACUUGGGAUAAGUCCCGUUUCAGCGGUGUCGGUGUCAGACUACACUUACCCGUUAGCAGUCAUGACCUCCUCGAAGCCCAACGACACCACCCAUGCGGAUCCUUUCAUGGGGCUAGUGGGCGACCUGUGGCCAGUAUUGUACCGCCUCAGCAUCGCAAUGUCGCUGAAGGAGGAUCUUGAAGCAGCCGUCGCAGCCAAUCAAGGGACUAAAGCAGCCGUUCUCAGGGUCGAAUACGAGUCAAUAACAAAAUCGACAGAGAAGGCCCUUCAAAGCUGGCAACCAUCCGUUGACCCGAGCAACAUCUUGAUGUCUCUGGAGGAAGAUGGGGACGCUCAGCAUCAGCAUCUCGAGGCCAUGGUUCAUAACGCUCAAGCCUAUCGCCACAGCGCACUGGUCUAUCUACAUCGAGCUGUCUAUGGCUACCCGAUCAGUCAUCCCGAAGUUCAAAAGAACACUCAUUUGUCUCUGGAGAGCUGCAUGGCGGUCAUCGCCUCUGGGGGACCCGCAAACGCGCUCUUGUGGCCUUUAUACGUGGCUGCAUGCGAAGCCGUGACGGAUCAUGAUCAGGGACUAGCGAAAUCAGUGUUUUUGGAGAUUGGAAGAAGGCAAGGGACAGUCGUCGGUGUGGUGUCCUUGGGUCUUCAGGUCUGUUCGGGGAUCACCAAAUACCUCGACGGAAUUAAGGGACACAAGGAUGAAAUCGCCUCAGCUUCUCGCCUGUGCCAGGCUUUGCAAGGAGCAGUGGAUCAGAUACAAGCGAUGCGGAACAACAUUGCCACAGCUUCAAGAGGACAUGACACAGCCAUCGAGCAGGCCAUGAUGGCUGCAAAUGCGGAGCUCGCGGUCUUGCGUACGUUCGUCGAUGACAUAAGGGUGAACGAGGACCCUUCCAAAUCCAUCUCGGAUUGGAUGAAAGACCGCACAAAUCGGGUGACAUACCCGUUCCGACGAGGUCAUCUCGAUCGCUUGGAAAGUCAGCUGUCAGAGGCAAAUAAAGCGUUACAGUCUGCUCUUCAGGUCACUCAGCUCGCGAUAUCUAUCGAGACUGGCAAUAUUUCUCGAUCCAUUGGGGACGAGGUAUUGACAACGAGGACCGAACUCAAUACCAAGCUCGAUAAUGUACAGCAGGUUUCAAACGAAGACCACCGCACAAUAGGAAAGCUGUCCGAUGACUUUUCACAAUUGAGCCUAUCUCUUGGGCCAUUCGUUCUGCAUGCACAGCGGCACAUGGAGGCGUCUUCCGUUCAGCUCACUCGUGUAGAGAGCCGAAUUGAAGAGGUUGUUUCUGCGCUUGUUUCUUCCGACUCACAAAUCGUCUUGCGGCGGGUUUUGACGAAGCCAGAUGCCCUUCGUCUGGCUUGUAGGGAAGCUGGUAUCGACCAUCAAUCGUCAGCUGUCGAUGUCACCCACGACGAAUAA
Molecule: messenger RNA, 2409 nt
Organism: Colletotrichum gloeosporioides
Lineage: Eukaryota; Fungi; Ascomycota; Sordariomycetes; Glomerellales; Glomerellaceae
Product: L-arabinose-responsive transcription regulator ARA1
Exons: 8
Coding region: 1-2409 (802 amino acids)
Biological process (GO): positive regulation of transcription by RNA polymerase II
Cellular component (GO): nucleus
Molecular function (GO): transcription cis-regulatory region binding; DNA-binding transcription factor activity, RNA polymerase II-specific; zinc ion binding
Source: RefSeq, a predicted model, not a curated record